This is a messenger RNA of Myzus persicae (green peach aphid), 3361 nucleotides long. RefSeq names its product N-alpha-acetyltransferase 25, NatB auxiliary subunit (gene psidin). NCBI's taxonomy places the organism in Eukaryota, Metazoa, Arthropoda, Insecta, Hemiptera, Aphididae. Gene Ontology annotation, molecular function: protein binding; protein-N-terminal amino-acid acetyltransferase activity. Gene Ontology annotation, cellular component: NatB complex; cytoplasm. Gene Ontology annotation, biological process: N-terminal peptidyl-methionine acetylation. The transcript is spliced from 15 exons. Bases 219 to 3272 code for a protein of 1017 amino acids. The record is from RefSeq and is a predicted model, not a curated record.
UGCGUUGUUUCUCUCUCUUAAUUUUUUUUUCCUUUUUUUUUGUGGUUAUAAAAUAUAAACACGGCAAAUGUGAUUCUCAAUCACAAUUUUUAUUCAAACCCCAUGAUAAAGUACAUUGCAAGUACAAACUCCAAGUCUUUUUUUUCUGCCAUUCCUAGGUACUCUUAGAUCUCGGUCGGGAACUUCAUUGGAAAAAAGGGUAAUUUACAACGGUACCGAUGGCGCCCAGAAGCACUCUUAGUAGGAACGAUAAUUCUAUGGCGGAACGGCGGUUGAGACCGAUUUAUGAGUGGAUAGACAAUGGAAAUUAUAAAAAGGCCUUGCACGAGUUGGACAAAUUAAUAAAAAAAUUACCCAGUCAGAAUUGUUCUAAAGCAUUGAAGAGCUUAACAUUAGUUCGACUUGGAAAAGACCAAGAGGCACUAACAUUGUUGAAAGAAGUUAGAGAGUGCAAACCAUCUGAUGAAUCGACAUUACUUGCGUUGACAGCUUGCUAUAGAGAACUUAAAAAACCUCAUAUGGUAUGUGAAGUAUAUGAAGAUGCUUUACUACAAGAUCCAGUCAACGAAGAGUUAUUGUCUAGUCUUUUCAUGUCCUAUGUCCGUGUUUGUGAUUACAAAAAACAGCAGCAGACUGCAUUAGCUCUUCAUAAAGUUAAACCAAAUAACCCAUAUUAUUUUUGGGCUAUAAUGAGUAUUGUUAUGCAGGCAUAUCAAGCAAAUGAUGAAAUAUCAAAAAGAAUUACUUUACCAUUAGCAGAACGAAUGGUACAAAAAUAUAUUAACGAAGACAAAAUUGAUGCUGAACAAGAAAUUCAAUUGUAUUUGAUGAUAUUAGAUAUGCAGAAAAAAUACAAAGAAAGUUUAGAUAUUCUUAAUGGACCACUCGGUGAAAAACUACAUCGAACUGUUGGUCUCACGCGAAAAAAAAUUGAUAUUUACUUUGAAUUGGAAAUGUAUGCUGAAGCAAACUCAUACCUAAAAAGUUUACUCCUUAAAGACAUAGAUUCGUGGAUUUACUAUACUAAAUAUUAUGAUUCAUUAUUUAAAAUAAUUGAAUCUAAAGAUAAGUACCUAAACUGCAAUGGCAAUACUGAUCAUGUACCUCACUUUGACUCGUCUAUAGAAGAAGCUUUGUUGUUCCUAAAUGAAUUGCAAAAAUUAAAUUCUGAGCAAAACUAUCCUCAAAGAGGAGUAUACCUCGCUCGCCUUGAGUUAUAUUCUAGAUUAAAAGAAAAUGCUUAUAAAUAUAUGGGCGAUGCAGUCAAUCUUUUAACUGAAUAUUUUAAGAUAUUUGGACAAAAGCCAUGCUGUUUUUACGAUCUAAGACCGUAUAUGUCACUUUUAAAAGAAGAAUUACUUGAUGAGUUUUUGAAGGUAUUGGAUAAAAUUGUUGAUUUAAAAGAAGGAGAGUUCCCAAAAACUAAACCUCAAAUGGAAUGUUAUUUAUCAUUUCUCCAAUUAGCUAGACAUGUUGGAAUUCAUGACCUCAUGAACACAGAAGAAAAGUUAAAACUUGCUGAUCGCUUACUCAGGUGCUAUCACAGAUGUGAGAUAUUUAAUAAUAGCAAAAGAUCUUCAGAAAUAAUGGCAAAUGACACUUUUGUUAUAAUGAUGGCACAUUUAAUGUAUGACAUUUGGGUUGAAAACAAUAGACUCACAUAUAUAAGGGAAGCAACUGUUGUGCUUGAGUAUGCGUAUGCUCUAAGUCCCUCAAACUUCCAUAUAAAAUUGUUAUUAUUAAAAUUUUACCAUAUGUUAGGAGCAUCUGAUGCAUCAAAUUUAGCAUAUAUAAAUUUAGAAAUAAAAAAUACUCAAUUGGAUUCAUUAGGUUACCUACAUACUUUUCAAUUGUUCAAUGAAGGUCGUUUCCAGAAUGCAUCCAAACUGUACUCUACAACUGUCAGAUUCUUCUCACAUAACUAUCGAGAGGUUGCGGAUCAUUUAACAAUAUCAUACAAGUUUGGAUCUUUUAUCAAAAUUAUUGAAUUUGUAGAAUUUAGAGAAAAACUAAAAUAUUCUAUUCAUAAUUCUAUGUGUAUUGUUGAAAACUAUUUAAUUUCGUUACUUGAUGUUGAUAAUCUGGAAGAUUGCUUAGAGAUUGUAUUAAAAAUGAAUGAUGUGCCUGAAAUUGCUUCAAAAUCACAGCUCAAAAAAAUGAUUAAUAAUAGAGACUAUUCAGUUCUAAUCAACUACAAUCCUCCUACACGAUGCUUAACUACAGAACAUGCAAAUCAAAUAUUUUCUCAUGAUUUGCGUUUACUAGAAAUCCGUGCUGUCUUAUUAAGUUGUAUUUAUUACAGCGCAAGAAUGUUAAAACAGUUCAGUGCUCGAAAUAUUAGGUCAACUUCUGAAGUAAAUGAAAUUAAUCCUGAUGACGAAUCUCUCAAUUCAGAUGGCUUAGAACAAUUGGAUUUUCAUUUGAAAAGUCUGAUAAACUUAAACAGUCAAUUGGAAAGUGAUCCUCCAAUGCCAGUUCCUAAUAAUGUAUUUGGAAGUUUUUUUGGAUCUAAGUUAUUUGGCUUAAAUAAAUCUAAGUAUAUGUUGAACAUUGUUAUCAACUUCAUUGAACUGAUACAAACAAUAGGAUCAGAUGUAAAAAAUUCUGUUUCCCCAGAUGAUGAGUGGACAUCAAAAAUGAAAAUUAAUGCUAAUGAACUAACCAUUGCAUUUGAAAAGUCAAUUACUUAUUGUAAUUCUAUCAUUUCAAAAACAAUUAAUGAAAUAGAUUCUAGUCUAAAAUUAGAAGGAAGAAAAGAAGUAUUAGAAAUACUUACAAAUAUGAUAGAUACUUUGAACAUUUCAUGUGUAUUUCUUUCCUUAGCAACAUACUUUAUAAAAAGUUUUCAAAACAAAAUAGUUUCUGAUCCAAAGAAAACAAAAGCAAAACGAAAAACUCAUUCUUCUUCCUAUAAUUCUGAGGCUCAAUAUAAAGGCAAAUCAGAAAUUUUACGUGAGGUUGUGAAAACUGUUCAAAAUAGCACUAGUCAAGUACUUGUUAGUGUAAAGAAUGUGGAAGAAGCAUGGAAUCGUAUGGGAUGUGGCAAUUCCAAUUCUUUGAUGUUAAAAAAACAUGAUGCAGACUAUACAGUUAAUAAUACUGAUGAAGGAAAGGAAGCUGACAAAAUACGACAGAUCACUGCUGACAGGUGGCGACAGUUAGUAGAUACUAUUGAUAAGAAGAUAGGUGACAGUUAUAGUGGAGCGUUAGAUGAAAUGGUAAAAAUACUAAUAAAGAAACAAACACAAAUCAACAAACUACCAGCGUUUUAAAUGGUAAUUUAUAACUUUAAGAAUACAUGUAAAUAUUUUAUAUUUAUUACAAUAAAUUGGUACCUAAAAAUAUAUGAACAUGUAAUUGA